CGUCACUUCCGUAAACAAAGGGCUCUGUGGAAGCGCGGGUGUCGGGCUGCAGACCUGGGCUGGCGACCUGGGCGCUUGCUGCUUCUGUGGCAGAGGCUCUGGACGCCCUCUGACCUUUUCCAGUUGAGAAACGGGAGAGCACAGCAUCUUCCUCUGGUCUUACGAAGCUGGUGUUGAUGCAACAAAGAACUUAAAACAAUGGAAGAACGGAAAGUGAAGAGGAAGAGUCCCAAGCCUUUCAGUGCCCACUCUACUCAGGUUGUUAAUGCCAAAAAAAAUGCCAUCCCAACCAGUAAAAGCACAGGGUUUUCAAAUCCUACAUCACAGUCAACUUCCCAGAGGCCAAAGUUAAAAAGAGUGAUGAAAGAAAAGAACAAACCUCAAGGAGGAGAAGGAAAGGGUCCUCAAUCCACCCCCAUCCAGCACUCCUUCCUCACAGAUGUCUCUGAUGUCCAGGAGAUGGAGCGUGGGCUCCUUAGUCUGCUGAAUGAUUUCCACUCUGGAAAGCUGCAGGCAUUUGGAAAUGAGUGUUCCAUAGAACAGAUGGAACAUGUCCGGGGAAUGCAGGAGAAAUUAGCUCGCUUGAAUUUGGAGCUCUACGGGGAGUUAGAGGAACUUCCGGAGGAUAAACGGAAAGCAGCCAGUGAUGCCAACCUGGACAGGCUUCUGUCUGAUGGGGCUGCAAAGCUGACUCAGCGGCUAAAAGUACUUGCUGCUCUUGCAGAGGAUUCUGUUCCCAGCACCCACAUGGCGGCCCUCGACCGUCAAUAACUCCAGUUCCGGAGAUCUGAAGCCCUCUUCUGGCCUCUGAGGGUACCAGGCAUACACGUGAUGCAUAUGAUUACAUGUGCACAAAACACUCAUACCCAUGAAAUAAAAAAUAAAUAAAUCUUUAAAACCUUCUUUAGGGGGCUGAGGAGGUGGCUCAGUACCAGCGUGAGGGCCUGACUUCAGACUCUCAGCACCUGUGUGUAAAGCGCCUGCAAUCCCAGCACUACAGAGGCAGAGACAAGGUCUCUGGGGAUUACUGCCCCACCUCAUUGUUGCUGAAUGUGAGCUUCAUGUUUGGUGAGAGAUCCUGUCUCAGAAAAAAAAAAAAAAGAAUAAGGUGGAGAACAAUUGAGGAAGACGCCCAACAUUGACCUCUGGCACACAUAUAGGAACUUAAACACACACAACCGCUUUUUAGAACAAAGGAAAAUAAAUAACUGACUUCAACGUAUUUUAGCUUCAUGUUCACCAUGGCAAAAGAGUUUGUUUCUCUAGCUUUUCUUUGUUCUUUUUCACUUUCACUUUUUAAAAAAAUAAGUAGACAUGAGGCAGCUGUCCACUUAUACUUUUAAAACUUUAAGCCUAUAAGAUUUACAGUGCAUGCUUGUAAUCCCAGCACUUUGGAAGUGGUUGCAGGAAGAAUAGGAGUUAAAGGUCAGCCUCACAUACAUGGUACAUAGUGAGUUCAAAGCCAGCCUGGACAAUGUGUCUCUCAAAACACAGACAAAACACCCUUCAAGCCUGUACUUUUAAAUGUCAGAUCUGCCAUUUAAUAUUAGUUUCACAAGUAUUUCAGUUGAUGUCUUAUGCUCUAGUUCUCUUAAAUAUAAGCUUAAUUUCUUUACUUUUAGUGCAUUUAGGAAAACACUGAAUUUGAAACCAGGAGGUAUAAUGCAAAGCUUACACUGGCAUAAUACUUAGUAACAGUGAACAAUCUAGUUUACCUACCUACCUACCUUUCUUUCUUUGUUAAAGUGUUUUAAGGAGCUGGAGAUUAACUGAGGCCAUGUGGAUGCUAGACAAGCUCUCCACCACUAAACUACAGCCCCAGCCAGCAUUUCUUUACUCAUUUCUCCUUCUUAUGUCUGUAUCCUUCUGGAACUCAGACUUUCAAGUCCUUACUUUGAAGGUGGUGGCAGCAGGAGAUGGGUCUUUGGAAGGUAUUUAGUUCAAGAGUGGAAUUGGUGUCCUAGGAAAAGAGACUGAAAAGACAUCCUGCUGCUUGCAUUCUGUGAGGACACCGUCCACAGUGCUGCUCUGUGAGACAGACGCCAGGUUUGUUGCAUCUUAAUCUUGGAUGGCUGGUCUCUAGAGCCAUAGAAAUAAGGUUAUUUUUUCUACAAACCACUAAUUUAAUAAUUUUUGUUAAAAAUAGGAGCCCAAACAGAAUAAGACAUGGAGACAUAAAAAGGAGGCAGAAUAAGACAUAAAUUCUACAUUAUAGUGAGAAUCAAAUGAUUUUUGAAAUAUUUUUGUAAAUAAUAAAAGUUUUAAAAAUUAUGAUCACAGAAA
This is a messenger RNA of Meriones unguiculatus (Mongolian gerbil), 2283 nucleotides long. RefSeq names its product coiled-coil domain containing 28A (gene Ccdc28a). The coding region runs from base 199 to 771 and encodes 190 amino acids. The transcript is spliced from 5 exons. NCBI's taxonomy places the organism in Eukaryota, Metazoa, Chordata, Mammalia, Rodentia, Muridae. The record is from RefSeq and is a predicted model, not a curated record.